Molecule: messenger RNA, 3478 nt
Organism: Trichomycterus rosablanca
Lineage: Eukaryota; Metazoa; Chordata; Actinopteri; Siluriformes; Trichomycteridae
Gene: hsd3b1
Product: hydroxy-delta-5-steroid dehydrogenase, 3 beta- and steroid delta-isomerase 1
Exons: 3
Coding region: 73-1197 (374 amino acids)
Biological process (GO): steroid biosynthetic process
Molecular function (GO): 3-beta-hydroxy-Delta5-steroid dehydrogenase (NAD+) activity
Source: RefSeq, a predicted model, not a curated record
GUUAAUGCUGACUAUACCUGCAGUUAUAUACUGCACAUCUGUGGAGAAUUUUAGGUUGUAAAAGCUGUAGCUAUGCCUCUGUCAGGAGAAGUGUGUGUGGUAACUGGAGCAUGUGGCUUUCUUGGUGGAAAGCUGGUUAGGCUGUUACUGGAGGAAGAAAAACUCACAGAGAUUCGACUCCUAGACAAAAACAUUCGACCUGAACUCAUUCAGUCUCUGGAAGGUUGCCGGGGUGAGGCAAAACUGAGUGUGUUUGAAGGGGACAUCAGGGACAGUGAGCUGUUAAAGAGUCUGUGUAGAGGAGUGUCCCUUGUUUUUCACACUGCCUCACUUAUUGAUGUCACAGGAGCUAUUGCCUAUAGCAAACUGCAUGAAGUGAACGUCAAAGGCACUCAGCUGCUCCUAGAAGCGUGUAUGCAGGAGAAUGUUGCUUCCUUCAUAUACACCAGCAGCAUUGAAGUUGCAGGUCCAAAUCAUCACGGUGACCCUAUCAUCAAUGGUAAUGAGGACACAGAGUACCUCGCCUGCUUAAAGUUUCCCUACAGCCAAAGCAAAAAAGAAGCUGAACGGCUUUGCCUUAACGCCCAGGGUGAAAUGCUUCAAAAUGGUGGCCGGCUGGCUACCUGUGCUCUGAGGCCCAUGUAUAUCUAUGGAGAGGGUUGCCGAUUUACCUUAGGACAUAUGAGGGAUGGAAUUAGAAAUGGUGAUGUGUUGCUGCGGACUUCAAAACCCGAGGCUAAAGUCAAUCCAGUGUACGUGGGAAAUGUGGCUCUCGCACAUUUGCAAGCCGCUCGAGCGCUGAGAGACCCAGAGAAGAGAUCUGUGGUCGGUGGAAACUUUUACUACAUCUCAGAUGACACGCCACCUGUCAGCUAUUCUGACUUUAAUCAUGCCGUUCUGUCACCGCUGGGCUUUAGCAUACAGGAGAGGCCUAGUUUACCUUUCUCUAUCCUCUACAUCAUUUGCUUUCUCAUGGAAGUGCUCAAAGCUGUGCUUUAUCCCAUUCUCCGCUUCACACCACCACUAAACAGGCAGCUUCUAAUCAUGCUUAACACACCCUUUACUUUUUCAUAUCAAAAGGCCAAACAAGAUUUGGGAUAUGCUCCUCGUUAUGACUGGGCAGAGGCACGCAAAAGAACUACUGAUUGGCUGGCGUCUGUCUUACCUAGAGAAAGAGAAAGAAUUAAUGCAAAAUAAUACACAGUUCUGUUUAAAUGUAAGAUAUUGAUACUGGAUAUUGGAUUUAAGGACAUUUUUGUUUUACCUUUCUGUUAUUUGUAACUGUAAGUUUUGCAAUACACCAGGGUUUCACUCAUACAGCAAGCACAAAUAGCUGAAAUAGAUGGAUUUGCCAGUUGGAAAUUAAAUGUCAAUAUUUGAGCCAGAUUAAAAUACAUAGAAAAGUAGCCGCUCAGGUGGCGCAGCGGUAAAAGUACGCUAGCGCACCAGAGUUGGGUUUCUAGAUACAUCGUAUCGAAACUCAGCUCUGCCUUUCCGACUGGGUUGGGCUGUAUGAACAACGUUUGGCUGUUGUUCAGGGUUAGGGGUAGAGUCGGAGCAUAGGUCCUCAUAACUGGUGCGACUGCGGCCCCUGCUGGUUGACUGAUGGCGCCUGCACAGGGCUGAGGAAUAACAUUGAGGGGGGUGUGGCCCUCCGUGCGCAGUGUCUCUGUAUGAACUCGGCUCGUGCAGGUAAAAAUUCCGGCUGUACUGAUUGCGUGCCGGAGGGGGCGCAAGUCAGUUGAGUGGCGUCCUCAGUCAGCGGCAAAAGGGUCAAAUCAGUAUAGAGGACACAAUCAGGGUAAUUGGAUAUGACUAGAAUAGGGAUAAAAAUUGGGGGAAAAAAGUGGGAAAAAAAUAGAUAGUGGGAAAAAAUAGAUAAUUAAAAAAGAUAUAUAUAUAGAAAAGUUAACUACUGUGGCCUUAUGCAAAGGAUUAAUUUAAAACAAGAAAGGAUGUACACUAUAUGGCCAAAAGUUAAUAAAUACAUUUACAAUUUCGGCAUUUAGCAGACGCUCUUAUCCAGAGCGAUGUACAGAAGUGCUUCCAUAGUGAACAUUACCUUACUUUAGUUCAAGUAGACACCAGUCCAAUAACACAAAUGGGGGGGUUGUAAGAAAUGAAUUGGUAUUAGUGAGUGUGAGUGUUAAUAAGUAAGUACAAGUCAGCUUAAGUGUUUAGUAAAUACACUACUAUUUGUAUAGUAGUUGUUGAGUUCAGGUGUUUCAGCCUCUCACACACUCAAAAGUCUUAAGAAAAGCCUGUCCUAACAACUGGAGACUGUUAUAGUUGCAAGUAGGUGGAGACAGCUCCAUAAUAAUGUUUUGCAAUAAAAUGUCCAAGCUUAUGGUCAGAUGUCCACAUAAUUUUGACCAGUGUACAUUUAGCAGCUAAUUCAAGGCAAACCAAAUGAGCAUAAAAUAGGCUAGACUGCCCUAAUAUUAGACAUCUAUGAAUCACUAAAGUGCCAGAAUUCAAAUGUUUUUGAGACUUUUUCCAUUCAUUUUCAUCAACUGCUUUAUUCUGGUCAGGAUCACUGCAGGUCAGGUUUCAUUAUAACAAUAAAUCCUAAACAAUAUGGAAUAUAAUUAUUAGGGUCAUAUACAGUUCUUUUCCAGAUGUAUUUUUUUUUCUAAUUGAGUAUUUGUCACACUUUAUUAUUUUUGAGAUUAUACAUAUAGUUUUUUUUAUUUAAUAAAAAAAACAAGUUAUUCAAUUCAAUUUAGUUAUCCAGUUCAAUUAGAUUAGACACACCCUGGCUUGACUACAGCUAUACCUGUUAAAUCUAAACAUUAUUUAAAUAGACUAGCUCCAGCAACAAGUCAAGGUCAGAAAUUUAGAAAGUUAUUAAAAUAUAUCAGGAAAGCAUCACAAAUACUUGGAACUUUAGCGAAACCUAUUAAAAGUAAUUGUCUCCACAUGGAGAAAACAUAUUCCAAUAAAAAAUGUUCCCAGUAGUGGCCUGCCUGACAAAAUCCAGAAAGUCACAAAAGAACCCAGACAAACAGCUAAAAAUGUUGGCUAUGCUCAGCAUUUAUGAUUAAAAUUUUAAAUUUGAUGACCCCAGAGCCUGAUAGGUUAAAAGUCAAAACUUUGGUCCAUUUACAUUGAGCGUAAAGCUAAACCAGUGCUCCACAGUAAGGACAUCAUAACAGUCACAUAUGGUGGUGGUAGUAUGAUGGUGUGGGAAUGCUUAAACAGGCAAAGCUGGCCAAAGAGACGUGAUCUUCACCAAAGAGACAUGAAGAUUUUACUAAAAAGUCUGAUCUUUAGUUAUCAGAGGGUUUAAUUGCAAGUAUUGGUGGCACAAUCGUUUAUUAAGUUGAAGAAUUGCUGUAGAUAUUACAUAACCUUUUUCCUAUGAUACACAAAAUAAUGAUUUAUAAUCUGUGUUUACUCAUGUUCUGCUUAUUUUGUGUUAGAUGGAUCUAAAAUAAACAUAUAUGCAUGUCACAAUUAUAACAAAUAUGUACAACAA